This is a messenger RNA of Moneuplotes crassus, 834 nucleotides long. The record is from the annotation of a GenBank genome assembly. Lineage: Eukaryota; Ciliophora; Spirotrichea; Euplotida; Euplotidae.
CCAAAGUUCAAAUGAUUCAUGAAAUCCAAGCUCUAUUUGAUUCCGAGUCUUGUUAUCCUGAUGGGCUCCCACCCAGCCAAGGAUCAGAGGUAUUUAAGGAAGACAUCGGAAUGCUUAAUGACUUCCCAUCAGUUUGAGAACUAGAUCUUCAUGAGGUUAUGAAGAAGAAAUGCAGCAAAGAAGAUACUGUUGACAAAAUAUUUGGGUCAUCUUUCUUACAAGACAACAUAUUUCAAGAAGAUAGUCUUGAUAAAAAUCAGUUUAGUCUAAGCACACAAGAACAUUUAGAAGACUUAGUAUCUAAGGAGGACAACAAGAAGUCCGAAAAUGAAGCAUUUGUGAAAACUAAGUCUAGAGAGAAGGAAAGUAAGAGCCUAGGCAAAUCAAACUAUAAGCCAAAGAAGCAGAAAAUUACUCAGAAGAUCAGAUCCUUUGAGAACAGGAGAAGGUUUGGCAAAUAAACAUGAUAGAGAGAUGUUCAAAGUAUUAAAUCAGCUUUGUAAAGAGUCAGAUAUCUCCCUCUCAGAAUUUGAAGGUAGCAACUUCCCAUUGCGUGGAAAGCUAAUGAAAAUUCUUGAACAACUCAUAAUCGAGAUUAAGUGGAGAAAAAGUAGAAAAUUUCAUCUUCUCAAAAGAAUCAAGAAGCUCAUAAUGGAAAAGAAGUUUUCAAUCAGAGAUAGCAAGCUAUUAUCGACUCUGGCUAACCAACACCAGUCAAAGUACGGCUUUGUGGAUUACUCAGCCAUAUUGUACUACUUCCCUGGAAAGACAGUCCAAGCUCUCAUGGAGACCUAUGAAGACUCUCAUGAAACUCACUAAAAGUUAAAUUUUAUA